Symbiodinium sp. CCMP2592 is the source of this 825-nucleotide messenger RNA. NCBI's taxonomy places the organism in Eukaryota, Dinophyceae, Suessiales, Symbiodiniaceae. The record is from the annotation of a GenBank genome assembly.
AUGGCCGUGCUGCAUGUCUGGGGAGUUUCGGGGCGAGAGGUGGCUUCCAUCCCUAUGCAAGAACUGCAAGAUGCGCGAAUGUUGAAGCAGAUCUUGCACAAGAUGUGUGGUGUCCCGCGCUUCCGGCAGAGAUUACUGCAUGAUGGCGAAAGCUUGGACGACGGGGCAUGCUUAGACUUGCUGGAGGAUGUGCAACUGGUGUUGCUGGACUACUGUCCAGCAUCUUCGCGUGACGUUGUGGAACUCUACGAAGCCGCGGAAUGUGGCGAUGUACUAAAGGUUGAGAUCGCCCUGCAACGACCGCAAGAUCCGAGCUUGACGAAAUCUCCCACUGGCCCCUCUCCACUUCAGAGGGCUUCUCGAAAUGGUCAUGUGGAGGUCGUCCGGCUCCUCUUGGAAGCCUGGGCUGACAUGGAGAGAUGUCAUUACUAUGGCUCUACGGCCUUGGGUAACGCAGCUGCUUUCGGGAAGAUGGGAGCUGUGUGCACGCUCUUGCAGGCCGGCGCCGAAAAAGACAACGGCACAGUGACCCCACUCUAUGCUGCAUCUGCUGAAGGACACGUAGAGAUUGUGCGCUUGUUGCUGGAGCUUCGUGCCGACGUGAACAAGAAUUCGAACCCCAGAAUCGCCACGACAGCUCUUGGGGCGGCCUCCCUGUACGGGCACGCUGAGACGGUCUCCGUGCUGCUUAAGGAAGGAGCUGACAAGGACCAACUUUGUGGAAGAGAUAACGCGACUGCCUUGACUUUGGCUGCCCGCAACGGACACCAAGAGGUGGUGCGCCUUCUGCGAAAUGAGGCCAGCUCCUUCUGUACCUUUCAAUAG